GCUUGUUUGGGGCGUGCAUUGAUGCAGGUUCAUUCCAUAACAUUCUCUGUAUCACAAUGGCGCCGGUUGGGUGUGUGCGAUUUGCUUCAUGGUUAACAUGUCUUCUUGCAGUCUUGCAGUUGAAUAGCUGCUACGGUCAGGCACCCUAUAGUGUACGACUUGUGAAUGGUACAUCGCCCGGUGAAGGAAGAGUAGAGGUUUUGUACAAAGGCCAAUGGAACACCAUCUGUGAUGAUUUCUGGAAUCUUGAAGAAGCACAGGUUGUAUGUCGUCAGCUUGGCUAUGGCACCGAUUUUGUCGUAGCUAGGGGAUCUGCCUACUAUGGUGAAGGAUCAGGACCGAUUCGACAAGCCCAGUGCUCUGGUCUGGAGUCUAACUUGGGCUCCUGUUCUCUGACUUCAGGGGAUUCCGAAUGUAGCCAUAGUGAGGAUGCAGGAGUAAAUUGUGAGGAAACCUAUAGUGUACGACUUGUGGAUGGUCAAUCGCCCAGUGAAGGAAGAGUAGAGAUUUUGUACAAUGGCCAAUGGAACACUAUCUGUGAUGAUUACUGGAGUCUUGAAGAAGCACAGGUUGUUUGUCGUCAGCUCGGCUAUGAUACUGAUAAUGCAACACCAAAGAAUUUAGCCUACUAUGGUCAAGGUUCAGGACCGAUUCUACUAGCCGAGUGCUCCGGUUUCGAGAAUACCUUGAAUUCCUGUGCUCUGUAUAAAUUGGAUUACGUCUGUAGCCAUAGUAUGGAUGCAGGAGUAAGAUGUGAGCUAGGAAUCUCUAAUGUAAGACUUGUGAAUGGUCCAUCGCCCAGUGAAGGAAGGGUAGAGAUUUGGUACAAUGGCCAAUGGAACACCAUCUGUGAUGAUUUCGGGAACCUUGAAGAAGCACAGGUUGUUUGUCGUCAGCUCGGCUAUGACACUGAUAAUGUAACACCAAUGAGUUCGGCCUACUAUGGGCAAGGAUCAGGACCAAUUCAAGGAGCCCGAUGUUAUGGUUGGGAGGAUACCUUGGAAUCCUGUACUCUGACCUCAGUGGAUUCCACAUGUGGCCAUUAUCAGGAUGGAGGAGUAAAAUGCGAGGAAACCUAUAGUGUACGACUUGUGAAUGGCCCAUCGCCCAGUGAAGGAAGAGUAGAGAUUUUGUACAAUGGCCAAUGGAACACUAUCUGUGAUGAUUACUGGCAUCUUGAAGAAGCACAGGUUGUUUGUCUUCAGCUUGGCUAUGCCACUUCGAAUGUAACACCAAAGAGUUUAGCCUACUAUGGUCAAGGUUCAGGAUCGAUUCUACAAGUCCAGUGCUCUGGUUUGGAGAAUACCUUGAAUUCAUGUAUUCUGUCUUCAGGGGAUUACGUCUGUAGCCAUAGUGAGGAUGCAGGAGUAAAAUGUGAGGCACCAUAUAGUGUACGACUUGUGAAUGGUCCAUCGCCCAAUGAAGGAAGAAUAGAGAUUUUGUACAAUGACGAAUGGAACACCAUCUGUGAUGAUUACUGGAAUCUUGAAGAAGCAGAGGUUGUUUGUCGUCAGCUUGGCUAUAGCACCGAUAAUGUCGUGGCAAGGAGUUCGGCCUACUAUGGACAAGGUUCAGGACCGAUUCAACAAGUCCGGUGCUCUGGUUGGGAGGAAACCUUGGAAUCCUGUACUCUGACCUCAGGGGAUUCCUUAUGUCGCCAUUAUGAGGAUGCAGGAGUAAGAUGCGGAAGCGACAUUUUCACAACCUAUGAUCCAUUUCAAUGGCCAACGACAACCACAGGUGAUGAAAUCUAUAACAUACGGCUCAUGAACGGUCCAUCGCCCAGAGAAGGAAGAGUAGAGAUGUUUUACAAUGGCCGAUGGAACACCAUCUGUGAUGAUUCCUUUAAUCUUGAAGAAGCGCAGGUUGUUUGUCGUCAGCUUGGCUAUGACACUGAUAAUGUAACACCAAGGGGUUCAGCCUACUAUGGUGAAGGAUCUGGAUCGAUUCGACUAGUCCAGUGCUCUGGUUGGGAGUAUACCUUGGGUUCCUGUUCUCUGACUUCAGGGGAUUCCGUAUGUAGACAUUAUGAGGAUGCCGGAGUAAGAUGCGGAAGCGACAUUAUCACGGCAAUUCCAUGGCAACCGACAACCACAAGCGAUGGAAUCUAUAACGUACGGCUCAUGGACGGUCAAUCGCCCAGAGAGGGAAGAGUAGAGAUGUUUUACAAUGGCCGAUGGAACACAAUCUGUGAUGAUUACUGGAAUCUUGAAGAAGCACAGGUUGCUUGUCGUCAGCUUGGCUAUAGCACUGAUAAUGUUGUACCAAGGAGUUAUGCCUACUAUGGUGAAGGUUCAGGACCGAUUCAACAAGUUCAAUGCUACGGUUGGGAGUAUACCUUGGAUCACUGUACUCUGUCUUCAGGGGAUUCCGUAUGCAGCCAUAGUGAGGAUGCAGGAGUAGAAUGUGUACCAACAUAUUCAACAUCAUCCCGGGUAAUCGGUAUGAUGUCAUUUGUCGGAGUCUCCUUGUUUAUUCUGACCCUCAUUGCCAUGGUUGCCGUUUUGUACACCUGCAGAAAACGGCAAAAGCCUACUCCAGUUACGGUAGUGCUUUAGCCAAUGUCUACCGCUUCCGCUACGCCUCCACCUGCAACAGAAUCCUCUAUGACUGCUCCCCUCCAGGUCAACCUGCCCGCAUAAAGAUCCCCUCUUGAUGAAAGAUACUGGAACCGAAAAUGCUUUAAAGCACGACUGCUCUAAAUACCAAGUGGCAUUUGCCCUUACAGACAUUUCUAAUUUUGUCUCUAUUAUGUGCUUAUUUUUUGUUAUUGUAUUCUAUGCUUUUCCUUCACAAAUUAAUCUUUAGUUGCUCUGUUUUCCUCUUUUUCUUGUAAUGUUUUCUCUUUUCUUAUCCCUCAUUUUUCUAUAACCAGUGUUAAACCUUUUUCAUAUUCACAUUUUUAAUUGACACCGGCCUAUUUACGUCACUCUCUCUUUCUCUCUCUGCCCUUUCACUCAUUUUUAUUUCUGUGGGGGUCUCGCUUUGUUUCUCUCUUUUUCUCUUUAUAUCCCUCUUCUUCUACCUUCCUCCUUGUUUUCUGUUCUUAUAUUUUGAAAAACAACUAAUUUUGUUAAAUAGAUCGGAUGACGAUGGUUCGUGAAAGUAAUACCAACCAUCUUUAAAUUAAGACUGAAAUAUUAUAGUAAUAAGGAGGCAUUUCCAAGCAUAACCGAAAGAUUUCCACAAAGAUUUUUAAAUUUUUAAAUAAGAAUAUUAUUUUCAUCGCAAUAGAUAUCUGUUUAAAAAAUGUACAAUGUGUAAACUAAUUUGAUGUCCUUGCACAACCGUUGAGUUCCCUAUCAAUCAAAAUUAUAGAAUAUUUAAUUUCAUAUGAUAUGUACAAAGACACAAACAGGAGAAAAGGAACUUGACUUUUCAUCCGGGAUAACCAUCGCCCACACUCUUAGUUUUAAUAUAAAUGUCUUCGAGAUUGCCAUGACAAGCUGUAGCGUGGAAGCCUUGCCAUGUCAUCACUCAUGGCAGUCUGUUUGGAAAUAUGACGAAAUAAACAAAAAUCAAAUAUUAGGUUUGAAACAUUUUAACGCCACUUCGGACGUAUAUAUUUAUGACAUUCAAUGUAAUAAGUUGUGUCUAUUAUUGUCAAUCCAUCUAAUGAUAUAAAAUUCAUACAAACUCAUGUUUUUCAAGGGAAUUCGAUAUAAUCUUCCCAGAUAUAAUUUUUUUUUCUACAGACUGUCUAAUGAUUUUUAUGAAGUGUUUUCAUAUUUUUCUGUAAAAUUUCAAGCUAGAUAUGUAUGACCAUGUACUCAUUGUUCCAAAUAAUAUGGAGACAAAAGCUAGGUUCAGCCCUUUAAUAUCUUGCAGGUUAUAUAGUCCCCCAUAGAAACUUUUUAUGAAAUAAUGAAAACUCAAAUUUGUUCCCGUUUUUUAAGGGCCACACUUUUCGUACAUAACCAAAGUGUCUAAUCAGUCAAAUAUAAGAAGAUUUUAUCUUGCGCAGGAGGGAGUGAUAUUUUUCCUAAGAGUUGCUCUAUGUCCAUGUUUUCUUUAAAAUGGUGUAAAAGGACUGUAAAUAAUUAGGGAUAAUGAUCCAGUGGGAAAUGUGAGCCCUCCUAUUAAAAACAAACAACUUUUAACUUUUGUAUUCAAUUAUAUUUGCCUUUACCCUCCACAUGUCUUCGAUGACAAAUUGGAAAACUGCCUCCAAAAGAAUCAAAAGUAACACAUGUCAGUACGUAUUGUUACGCUAGGCCAUCGCUUGAAUUAAUUCUUUUAGAUUGUGAAUUAUCAUGGAAAGCGCGUGAUAGAAUGAUACGAUUGCCGUAGUAAAUAACAGUAAUAUUUGAAUAAAAGUGCGCUUAAUGCUUUUCCUAUUAUUUCUUCUCAUAUGAUUAUAUUCUAUAUGUAGAAUUUCGGGAUUAGUAUCCGUUACAUUAUAUCUUUCUGCAUAGUUUUAUAUUACUCGAUAAAUGCUGGCUUUCAAUAAAAGUA
This is a messenger RNA of Strongylocentrotus purpuratus (purple sea urchin), 4455 nucleotides long. RefSeq names its product deleted in malignant brain tumors 1 protein. Bases 57 to 2558 code for a protein of 833 amino acids. The record is from RefSeq and is a predicted model, not a curated record. Gene Ontology annotation, cellular component: membrane. NCBI's taxonomy places the organism in Eukaryota, Metazoa, Echinodermata, Echinoidea, Camarodonta, Strongylocentrotidae. The transcript has 9 exons.